This is a messenger RNA of Cantharellus anzutake, 1512 nucleotides long. Its product is annotated as methylmalonate-semialdehyde dehydrogenase. Lineage: Eukaryota; Fungi; Basidiomycota; Agaricomycetes; Cantharellales; Hydnaceae. Gene Ontology annotation, biological process: L-valine catabolic process; thymine catabolic process. The transcript is spliced from 17 exons. Bases 1 to 1512 code for a protein of 503 amino acids. Gene Ontology annotation, cellular component: mitochondrion. Gene Ontology annotation, molecular function: methylmalonate-semialdehyde dehydrogenase (acylating, NAD+) activity; malonate-semialdehyde dehydrogenase (acetylating, [NAD(P)+]) activity. The record is from RefSeq and is a predicted model, not a curated record.
AUGCUUCGGAGAAUUUCACUGGGACCGAGGCGGACAUUCGCAACAGCCCCAUUGUCUGGGCUUUUGGGAAGAGCUAAAGCCGCGGCUCAGGCCUUGUCGACGAAUUGGCAGGGCACAACUGCAGACGGUGGUAGUACUAAGAACUACAUUAAUGGGCAGUUUGUCGAGAGCUCAACAUCCAAGUGGCUCGAGAUUCAUGAUCCGUCGACUCAAACACUUCUGACAAGGGUCCCAGAGACCACAGCUGAGGAAUUCAAUGCGGCCACAGAUGCUGCAUCGGAAGCCUUUAAAUCCUGGAGUAAGGCGAGCUUACUGACCAAACAGAAAUUCUUGCUGGAUUUCCAGGCUGAGAUUCGUAAAAAUUCGGACGCUAUUGCGGAGAGCAUGACACUUGAGCAAGGGAAAACUCUUACUGAUGCGCACGGCGACCUCCACCGUGGGCUUCAAGUAGUCCAGGCGGCCGCAGCUGUCACUACUACACUAAUGGGGGAGAAACUUGAGGUGAGCAAGGACAUGGACACUGAAAUGCGAAGAUUACCACUAGGCGUAUGCGGAGUUAUGAUUCCAUUAUGGAGUAUACCCUAUGCAACUGCCACUGGAAACACCGUCGUCAUAAAGCCAUCUGAACGUGCUACAGGUGCCACCAUGAUCCUAGCCGACUCCAUGUGCCUGCCACCAGGUGUGCUAAACAUUGUGCACGGAACUGUGCCCACUGUCAAUGCGAUCUGCGACCACCCCGCUAUCCGCGCCAUCAGCUUUGUAGGAGGCGACAAGGCCGGGAAGCAUAUAUAUGAUAGAGGAACGAAAAAUGGCAAGCGAGUGCAAGCGAACUUAGGGGCCAAGAAUCAUGGUGUUAUCUUGCCAGAUGCGAACAAGAAUCUUGCCCUUAAUUCCUUGGUUGGCGCUGCUUUUGGAGCUGCUGGCCAAAGGUGCAUGGCACUCUCCGUUGCUGUCUUUGUGGGUCCGGCGAAAUCAUGGCUUCCCGAACUCGUUGAACGAGCCAAGCUCUCAAACGGACCACUCAUUUCUCCAUUCGCAAAAGAACGCGUGUCGCGCUUGAUUGGUAGUGUUGAGAAAGAGGGUGGAACAAUACACCUUGAUGGACGCAACAUCGUCGUUCCCGGCUACGAGAAAGGCAACUUUGUCGGCCCCACAGUUCUCGAAGGUCUUACCACAAUGGAGGCUUAUAAAACGGAGAUAUUUGGGCCUGCGCUAUUCUGUCUGACGGCUGACACGUUGGAUGAAGCUAUCUCUAUCAUCAAUGAAAAUCCCUAUGGCAAUGGUGCGGCCAUCUUCACACAAUCGGGGGCUACGGCGAGGAAAUUCGAGAAUGAGGUCAAUGUGGGUCAAGUUGGCAUCAACGUUCCUAUUCCAGUGCCUCUACCGAUGUUUUCGUGGAGUGGCAAUAAGGGAAGUUUCUUAGGCGACAUCCCCUUCUAUGGCAAGACCGGUUUCGAGUUUUUUACACAACGGAAGAAUAAGGCUUCUGUCGAUAUGCCUACCCAGCAUUGA